AAUUCUCGUUCUGUUUUUUCCUUCCUUAGAACAUGCCCUAUUUGUCGAGUACCUUCUGCAUUUGUUACUCCGGUAAGCCAUUCCUCUUUCGCGGUUUCUUUUUCAGUUCACUAGCCAUUGAAAGAGCCAUCGUUUAAAGGAUUUUCCUCAAAAGAAAUUCGUUACUCUUUUGAGUGACAUCAGCUUUCCUGCUGAACAAACACCGGUCAUGUUUUGUUUAUUUUAACCACCCAAAUUGCGUGACGUCAUUUAUAACAUGCGUUUAAGUCACGUGAAGCUGGCUCAAUUAAUUAGGGACUGCGUUGCUUGCAACUCGCUCGUCACUUGGAUGAGAGCCCGUCUGUUCAGCCGGAGGUCGUGAGUUCACUCCCGGCCGGACCACCAGAAACUGGGCAAGAAAGUGCUCGUUGUGCUUAAGAGUACUUUUCUCAGUUUAGGUGAUCGUUUCUUAAGCGGUGACGUUUAGUUAUUGGCUAGUCUUCUUUAUCCUUACAUAUUUACAUUUACAUACAACUGUUUCAAAAAACGUUGUCGGAAGAAAAAUAAAAAGCCUUUAAGCCAAGACUGCAAGGUGGUAUGUGAUUUCUAAUGACGUGCAAUUCCUGCUCUGAUAAAGGAAGUGUUGGGCCGCAGGGUAUGAGGUACAUGGAGUAGGCUGUAGAGGCCGUUUUAUGCACGUCCCUGCACAUUAUGUUAGCGUCGUGGGUUGAAGACUUUUUGCUUUUCUUCCGACAACGCUUUCAAGGUUUAUAUCAGUUACAAGCAGGGCUGUCAAUAAGUUUUUAAGCAGCUGUUUCAUUAAAGGUGUCACCCGUAGCAUGUCUGUACGUGGCACGCUAGCGUGGACUUCGAAAUAGGAAAGUGGCACCGUUCCUAAUUCUUAUGUUAUAACUCAACUAAAAGGGAUUGGCGUUUGUACAUUCUAGAGUGAGAUAUGGGUCGAAGAUCCAGCAGAGAAAAAGAAGCUUAUUGGCGGUUAUAAAGCAGCUUUGAAGUAAGUGGCCUGUUUAUUGGUGUUGAUGUUGUUGUUGUUGUAGAUGUUGUUUUUUCAAAGAAAUUUAGGUCGGUUUAAUCUUGUGACGUAAUUAAUUGUGGUUAAUUGAGCGAGUUAGUGAGAAUUUCAACUGGCAGCCUGUAGUACAUACUGCAAUUACAAGCGUUUUGGACUGUUUGUCAUAGACGAAUCUCUUUGUUCCUUUUUUUGUCUCAUUAACAUAUGCUCAUAAUUAUCUAACGAGGCUAAUAAAAUAAAACCUCAGAAUAUUGAAAGAGCAGAACAAUUUCAGUUGUCUCUUAAAAUUUGAGCCCGAUAUACCGAAUGGUUUCGGAGAAAUUCUCUUUUGAAAACUCAAAAUUUUACAAAGAUGUAUGGCUCAUUUACGUUUUAGCCACCCAACAAUUUCGCAAUUUUCGUUGGCUGAUAUUUCCUUCAAUAUUUAUUUCUUGCAAAGAGCUGAAAAAUGCACAAAUUACUCAAGUUAAUCAGCUCUUUCAGCUUUUGAAUUUAGUUCGUAUGUACGGGCAGGGCUUCUAUGAGUUAAGUCGUAUGCUAAAGAGGAAAACUAUAAACAUUGACGUCAGCAAAGAUUUGCCAUUUGUUCUAGCAGUAUAUGGAUUUUGGAAACUAGCUGUAUCUUCGUUUUGCAGGGAAAAGCCUUGUAGAUAUUUUGCGCAAGGAACGGGGACAUGUCCGUUUGGAUCCAGUUGCUUCUAUAAACAUGGUAAGAAACGUGCCGUGCGUACAUAAAUACAUGCUGUAAAUCAAGUAUUGUUACAUUCGAUAUCUCUAGUAGCUCUCUCGCAGUCGUUUUGUGUCGUCACGCAACGCUGCCCCUUCCUAUUGCGUGAUUACACCAUGUCCCUAGAUGCAAUUCGUUUGUCAUUUGACGUAAACGUGAUGCGUAACCUCUAUUCGUUUGUCUGUUACGUAAGGGUCUGGACGGGGAGCUCCUGAUCCCGCAUCCCGCACUUUCCCGAAUGCCGUUUUUCUUUUUUUUACCUCAAAAUACAUACGCUAAAAAAGACUAAUUGUUGUUAAAGCUAAUAACUCUAAGAUGUAGAUUGGCUCUUUCGAUCCCGCAUCUCGUGCCCAGAUUUUGGUGAAGUCUGUUUCUCGGGUAACAGUCAAAUUUACAAAAUGAAUUACACAGCCGUGACAAAACCCCUUUCAUUUUCAGCUUAUCCAGAUGGAAGAAUCGAAGAAGUGAAGUUGAGGCAUUGUAAUACUUCUCGAGGAGACUCAAAAAUCAUAGAAACGUAC
Messenger RNA from Porites evermanni, 2260 nucleotides. The record is from the annotation of a GenBank genome assembly. NCBI's taxonomy places the organism in Eukaryota, Metazoa, Cnidaria, Anthozoa, Scleractinia, Poritidae.